Sorex araneus (European shrew) is the source of this 2237-nucleotide messenger RNA. It is a transcript of the gene NIFK, whose product is annotated as nucleolar protein interacting with the FHA domain of MKI67. Bases 67 to 957 code for a protein of 296 amino acids. Gene Ontology annotation, cellular component: nucleolus. The transcript is spliced from 7 exons. Gene Ontology annotation, molecular function: RNA binding. The record is from RefSeq and is a predicted model, not a curated record. Gene Ontology annotation, biological process: maturation of LSU-rRNA from tricistronic rRNA transcript (SSU-rRNA, 5.8S rRNA, LSU-rRNA). Lineage: Eukaryota; Metazoa; Chordata; Mammalia; Eulipotyphla; Soricidae.
CGCUCCGGAGGCGCCGGCUGCAUUUCCGGGUGCGCCGCGUGUGCUGGGUCGCGGGCUGCUCUCGCCAUGGCUUCUCGGGGCGGCCCCGCCAAGCCGCUGCUGUCGCUGAACCCGGAGACAGAUGAGCAGUUUCGGAAGGAGGUGGCGCAAAUCCGCCGGCGCGCCAAGAAGACGAAAAACCAACGAUCUGAAAAACUUACUCCUGGAGUGAUCUAUGUGGGCCAUUUACCACCUGCACUUUAUGAAACUCAGCUCCUCCAGUACUUCUCUCAAUUUGGCGCUGUCACGAAACUCAAACUGUGCAGGAGUCCAAAGACUGGAAAUAGCAAAGGAUAUGCCUUCGUGGAGUUUGAAUCAGAAGAUGUUGCCAAAAUAGUUGCUGAAACAAUGGACAACUAUCUUUUUGGUGAAAGAAUGUUGAAGUGUUAUGUUGUGCCGCCAGAAAAGGUACAUGAAGAACUUUUUAGAGAGUGGUAUAAGCCAUUUAAAAAGCCGUCAUUUCCAGCAGUACGGCGGUAUAAUAAGAACCGGAAUCUUGUUCAAAAGCUGCGGAUGGAGAAACGAUUUGUGAAGAAAGAAAAACUACUCAGAAAGAAGUUGGCGAAAAGGGGGAUUGAUUAUAGUUUCCCUUCUCUGGUUUUACACACCGAGGAGUCCAGCUCUGGGGAUUCUGAAAAGACCAAGACAGGGAAGAACAAGAAGAGGAAGAAGAUGACAAAAGUUGAUAACAAAAUCAGUCCUAAAACUUCUGAAAACACUGUGGAUAGCCAGGGCCCCACACCAGUUUGUACACCAACAUUUUUGGAGAAACGAAAAUCCGAAGUACUUAACAUGAAUGAUGAUAACGAUGAUGAAAUUAUUUUCAAACAACCUGUAUCUGAAGUAAAAGAAGACGAACAAGCAUCUCAGACACCUGCACGUUCAAAGAGAAAAAGACAGAAAAAAAGCAAUCAGUGAUCCUGAAUGUGUUGUGUAUAGUAUUGGGGGAAAUGUUUUUAUUACAAGAACUGAUUUAUAAAUAUAUAUAUAAUUCAGUGCAGCCACCUAGAAAAUUUUGGGAGGAAAAAUCUGUUGGUUAAUGUCAGUAAGGAAAACAGUUAUUUGGGCUUAACCAAUGGACCAGAAAAAUAGUACAAUAGUACAGGAGGACUUGCCUUGAAUGUGAUUGGUUCCUGUUCAUCCUUGGCAUCACAUAUGGUCCCCUGAACACUCCGGGUGUGACUCAAAACAGAAUAAGAUAUGCAGGGGCUGGAUUGAUAGCACAGUGGGUAGGGUGUUUGCCUUGCACGCAGCCAACCCAGGUUUGAUUGCCAGCAUCCCAUAUGGUCCCCUGAGCACUGCCAGGAGUAAUUUCUGAGUGCAAAGUCAGCAGUAACCCCUGUGCAUCACCAGGUGUGACCCAAAAAGCAAAAAAAAAAAAAAAAAAAGACAUGCAAAAUGAAAUACAAGCUUGCAUAGGAACUCUCAGUACCGGAUUCAUGCUGCCUCUCUGUCAUCAUCUUUGGGGUUUUGUUGUUGGUUUGGUUUGUCCUGUGGGGGUUUGGUCUGAUUUGGGUGCCACACCUGGCAGUGCUCGGAGGUUACUCUUCACCCUGCACUCAGGAACUAUUCCUAGUGGUGUUCAGGGACCAUAUAGGACCAUGCCGGGGAUUGAGUCCAGGUUGGCGUUGCACGAGGCAAACACCCUACCUGCUUUUAUAAUUAUCUGGUCCCAUUUUUGUUAUGUUUGGCACACCAGGUGAUGCUCAGGAUAUACUCCUGACUCUGUGCUUAGGAAUCUCACAGGAUUCUAUGUGAUGGGGGUGAAAUCAGGUUGGGCCACAUGCACAAGACCAGUACCUUGCCCACUGUACUCGCCCUGGCCCCAUCUUUGUUGGUUUUUUUUUUUUUUACACAAUACUAUUUUUAGUUCAUCUGCCUGAAAAGACUACUGUUAAUGGGUUUAAGUGCUAAGCUGUAUCCUUUGUUACCAUCUGAUAAAUCACUUGACCGUGCACUUGUAAUGUGGAGGGCUCUGUCACUUCAGUAUUGGAUCAGACUGAAAUAGACAAACGUAAGUUCAGUUUAUGGGAACUGAGAAAAAGUUCUGUUACUAAUACAGCUUCAUUUACAUAUUUGAUUAUUUUUUGACAAUGUUAAACUUUGAGUAUGCCGGCUUGAAUUAAUUGCCAUUAUUUAUGUGGGUUUGUAUUUCAAGAUUCAUUAACCAGCGAAUAAACUCUGCAUUUUGUGUACAA